Messenger RNA from Syngnathus acus (greater pipefish), 2144 nucleotides. It is a transcript of the gene tepsin, whose product is annotated as TEPSIN adaptor related protein complex 4 accessory protein. Lineage: Eukaryota; Metazoa; Chordata; Actinopteri; Syngnathiformes; Syngnathidae. Gene Ontology annotation, cellular component: trans-Golgi network membrane. The transcript has 13 exons. Bases 65 to 1675 code for a protein of 536 amino acids. The record is from RefSeq and is a predicted model, not a curated record.
ACCAGCCCCACCUCCACUGUGGUCCACUGAAAAAUGAGUAACCCGCAGCUACAAUUGCUAAAUCAUGGCUUCUUUCAUGGAACGGUUAGCUUUCCUUCAGAAAGUCCCGACUUUGAUGAAGGCGACAGCAGAUGAUGAGAGCCCUUGUCCUGGGUACAUUUUCCAAGAAAUCGGAAAAAUCUCCCACGAGUCUUUGGCAAAUGAUCAAUGUUUAUUGGAGUACCUGCUAGAGAGGCUUCAGGUUGAGUCUUGUCAUGUCAAACUCAAGGUGCUGAAGAUCUUUGUUCAUUUGUGUGGCCAUGGCUCCAAACAUUUCCUCACUGAACUCAGGAGGAAUUCCACCUUCAUUCAGCAGGCAUCAGUAUACAGUGGGCCACCUGAUCCCAUCCAUGGCACGGCUUUGUAUCUGAAAGUGAGAAACACUGCACAGGAAGUUGCGCGACUACUUUUCACUGAUUCAUUUUAUGUGAAAACUGGUGUGCUGCCUUUAAACAUGGCAACUUCAACAAUGGGUAUGGGAUCAGCAGCCCCCCACAAGGGAGGAAUGCAAGGCUUUGGGUAUAAUCCAGGAAAGCAGGAGACAGGCAACGACUCACUUCUAGAUAAGAUCCAGAAAGCUGCAGAAGUAGUGGCCAGUGCCGUCCUUCCCCCGACGGAACACCAGGGCAUCCGUCUCCACGACAACCACUACCGAGCUGUAGUGGCGCCAUCUGCGCCAAUAGAAGUAGCUGUACCAGCAUGUGCCUACAGCCUGCCUGCUCACAAACUUAAAGUCACUACAGGAUCAACCCAGCGGUGUCCAGGGCAGAUCGGAGGCGGCUGGGAAGAGACUGACAGCGGCAACAAUUCCUCUCACAACUCAUCUCAGGACAUCUCCACCAAUAGCAGAGCCUCAGCAGGUAGCAAGUCGGCGUGCACCGGGAGCCAAUCGGGAGCCAGCAGAGAAAGCAGCGGAGACCUAUCAGAGCGGGUUGAAGCGUUGCAGUUGGGCGACUGCGGCCAGGAGAUGGCGCUCAUUAGCAAGUUGAUGGAAGGCUCCAGAGUGUUUCUAUCCAAUGAGGAGAUCCAGUACUUUACCAAAGAGUGCUCCACUCUUAACUGUGAGGUUGUGGUGGAGUUGCUCUCCAACAGGCUACAAGAUCCCUCCAGCACUGUAAACAUGAGGGCGUUGUGCGCUGUAGCCUGCCUUAUGACUGCCGACCUUCUGUCUCUCGAGCAAAUAUUUGGAGCAACGCAACGUCGGCUCCGUCAACUCACGGAGGGCCCUCCAGGACCUGUGGCCAACAAAUCCAUGAAGAUCCUGAGACAGUUCAAGGCCCUGAUGGGUGGCGUUCACGAUGCCCCCAAACAGGAUCCAGCCAGCGACAGUCAUCAAGUCAACCAGACGUCCAGCCUACUACUCAUUUCGCCAUUAGUUGUGGGCAACUGUGAGAAACCGCUCCCGGCUCCUAUUAGGACUGAGGUGACUGCCAUUCAAGACGACGAGGGUAUUGAGCCAUGUGCCGCCAGACUCUCCCUGUUCAGCGGUAUGAAUUUGGUGAGCAGGGCAAAGACUCCCGAGUCCCACGUGGACCCAGACUCACUACAGGACUCUCUAAAAGAGAACCACCCCAACCCCCUAGCUUCGUCUGAGAGAAGCCAACAGUCGUCCGCUUUCUCGUUUCUCAACUCUUGACCUCUGGCGAGGCGCUACACCUUUUAAAUCUCUUACAGAGAUGUCAUUGAGUAUUUGUUUUCACGUCCAACUUUCUGUCUCUCCAAGAAUUGAGUGAAUCUGAUGUUACAGUAUGGUUUAUUGAAUUUGAUCUCAGGAUUCAUUUCAGGCUACAAAAACAACCUCUUCAGCACAUUCAAGUUGCACUCUGCUUUGCACUAAAAUCAUUUUCCUGAAGACCUGCUAUCCUAGAGUUGUCUUCCAGUGUUUGCUAUCAUACUAAUGCAAAUGUAGGAAAAUUAUUUUACACCACCAUCUUACUAUUAUUUAUUGUGUUUACAGCCGGUCGAUUUAUGCAAGUGGUGCUCGAGCGCAUGUCUACACUUAGAAUUGUUUUGUGUGGAACCAGAGAAGCAAGAGUCAGUAUAUAAUGCAAAAUAUUUUCAACAAUGGCAGUCUAUCACGUCCACUAAUAAAAGAUCCCACUUGG